Labrus mixtus (cuckoo wrasse) is the source of this 3642-nucleotide messenger RNA. RefSeq names its product DAB adaptor protein 1a (gene dab1a). The coding region runs from base 436 to 2301 and encodes 621 amino acids. Lineage: Eukaryota; Metazoa; Chordata; Actinopteri; Labriformes; Labridae. The record is from RefSeq and is a predicted model, not a curated record. The transcript is spliced from 17 exons. Gene Ontology annotation, biological process: ventral spinal cord development; lateral motor column neuron migration.
GGGGGCAGAGGAGCAGAAAAACGCGCUGAAAGCAGCCUGCAUAGUUUGGAGGGGUAUCGUGGAAAAAGAUGUAACGGAGCUCGCACGCGCUCUCCCCGGAAUGGAAAAGUGGAUUACUGUCCCCGCACACACACACUGUGGAUGUCUGAACGCGGCACCGGGACAUACUUAGUGGAUUCUAUAACGCCUUUUCUCAACAUGGGAACUAACUGUGCUCUUUCUCGCUGUAGUGUAAAGCUCUCUGUGGUUGUGUGUGGGAUGUCGUGUCAGGGCUGAAGCCCGUCCCUCUCCCAUGAGCCUGUGUGCCCACGCACACACCUGGCGCCUCCACGCACACACCCGGCGCCCACUCACACACAGCCGGCACUGACGCUGUAAACUGGACCCCCGGAGCCCAGCGGACCCCAGCCGAGCCGAGUCCAGCCCAGCCUGAGGAUGUCAACAGAAACGGAGCUACAGCCAGCGGUCAGACCGGGCAGCGUCAGACGGGACUCCAGGAGGAAAGGGCAGGAUCGCAGCGAAGCGACUCUCAUCAGGCGUUUUAAGGGCGAUGGCGUCCGCUACAAGGCCAAGCUCAUCGGCCUGGACGAGGUCACCGCCGCCCGGGGAGACAAACUCUGCCAGGACUCCAUGAUGAAGCUCAAGGGCAUUGCUGCAGCAGCGCGGUCUAAAGGAGAACACAAACAGAAGGUGUUUCUGACCAUUUCCUUUGGUGGGAUCAAGAUCUAUGAUGAAAAGAAUGGGGUCCUCCAGCAUCACCAUGCAGUCCAUGAGAUCUCGUACAUCGCCAAGGAUAUCACGGACCACCGAGCCUUCGGCUACGUCUGCGGGAAGGAAGGGAACCACCGCUUUGUGGCCAUCAAGACGGCACAGUCGGCGGAGCCUGUGAUCCUGGACCUGCGGGACCUGUUCCAGCUCAUCUAUGAGAUAAAGCAGAGGGAAGAGAUGGAGAAAAAAGCUCAGAAAGACAAGCAGUGUGAGCAGGCGGUCUACCAGACAAUACUGGAGGAGGAUCUGGAGGACCCGGUCUACCAGUACAUUGUGUUUGAGGCGGGACACGAGCCCAUCCGUGACCAAUCAGAAGAGAGCAUUUAUCAGGUUCCCACCUCUCAGCAGAAGGAGGGGGUCUAUGACGUCCCAAAGCGACACCCAAACGGACAUCAAAAAAAAAACCACCACCAUCCUCAUCAUCAACAACACCAUCAUUUUCAUCAUCAGCCCCUCCAGCCAGAGCACACUGAGCCUCAGCAGCAGCAGCAGCAACAGGCAGUGGCAGAUCUGAUAGACUUAGACCUACACGAGGUGACUCAGAAUCUCAACCAGUUAGAGAUUUUUGGAGACAUGUCGACGCCGCCUGACAUCACCUCUCCGUCGACCCCCGCCUCUCCAGCCAACACCCUGGACCCCUCGCUGGGCCUGCAGCCUCCGACAGAACUGUUCGCUCCCUUCAACCCUGCGUCUGUGCCCUCAGGUUAUGUGACGAUGGGGGCCGUCCCCCCUGGACACUGGUCCCAGCAGUUUGCCGCUCAGACGCCGCUGGCCUUUGGGGUCCAGUCUCCUCUUGGUCCAGUGGCCCAGGUCCUGCCAGGCGGUCAGCCUCUGAUCUGGGGCCAGGCCAACAUCUUCCCCGCCACCCAGCAACAGUGGGCGGCCAUGGCGGCGGGAGCCUUCCCCCCCACAGCCUACCUCCCCGCCCAACCUGUGGGCACACUGCCCGCCGCCAUGUUCCAGGCGCUGACCCCGGUCCCCACUGUGACUCCGGUUGGCGAGAGCCAUUUAGCUUCUGGAGCCAGCGCCUCAGCCCCCUCCCCCUCCGCGUCGUCGAGUCCGCAGCACGGGGAGAGAGCGAGGAAGAUGGGCAAGGAGAUGUUCAAGGACUUUCAGCUGGCGAAGCCUCCGGCCAUGCCGUUGAAAAAGGGCGAGCAGCCGAACUUAUCGGGAACCUCAGAUGCAUUCAGCACUUACUUCAGCCGUGUGGGCACCGCCCAGGACACGGACGACUGUGACGACUUCGACAUUUCUCAGAUGAACCUGACGCCGGUCACCUCCACGACGCCGUCCACCAACUCCCCUCCAACCCCGGCCCCCAGGCAGAGCUCUCCCUCCAAGUCCUCAGCCUCCCAUGUCAGUGACCCCCCCACGGACGCCACAGACCCCCCCACGGACGACUCGUUUGGGGAAGCAGAGGGCAGCCCGAGUCGCAGUGGAGAGGAAGACGCUGCAUGUGGUUCUGGGUCUCCCUGUCCCAGUGAGACAGCAGAGCCCAGCCCAGACCAGGCCAGUCCAGAGGCUGGGAGCUAGAUAUCAGCAGGGCAGGAAGGGGAAGGACCCGCUCUACGCCCAGAUCAACAAAGGGAAGAAAUGAAGAGACGCACAGAGACACACCUGACCAGCACUGAGACCAGGAGGAGAACCCUAACCUGUGUGUGUGUGUGUGUGUGUGUGUGUGUGUGUGUGUGUGUGUGUGUGUGUGUGUGUGUGCAUGGAUGUGUGUGACUGGUGAAGCCUUCCUCCUCCUCCCCCUCCUCCUCCUCUCUGCAGUGGUUCUCCUUUGCUUCAUCGAGGAGGGAAAUCAAUCACUGAUCCGGUUCUCCCUCUGCAGCGUCGUCUCCUCCUCUCCUCCCUCCCCCUGUGGCGACUCACCCCCAGCCUUACAGACUCCUACAUCUCUUCCCCAGCCUCCCUCCCUACCUCCUUCCUUCCUCCUCCUCUCUGUCUCUGCUCUCACGCUCCUCCCUCUGCCUCCUGCCUCUGGCCUGAGACUGUGCUGCCAAGGAGUGACUGAAUCAAGCAGUGCCUCCCUGUCUCCUACACACACUCUCACACUAACACACACACACACACACACACACACACACACACACACACACACACACACACACACAAACAGGAUUUGAAUGAUCAUUUUUGUAACGGACAGAAUCUGCAUCUGCAGCGAGGAGAUCCCUAAAGGAGGAGCUAGACUCUAAACAGGCCUAUCAGGGACGGCCCAUUGCUGGGAUCGCUGCGUCUGAUUGGUGGGUUGGUUGGUUCAGGCGUUUUCUCCUUGUUCUUUGUGAGUGUCUGCUGGAUCACUAUGCAGAAACAGACUCUCUGGGAGCUGCUCACACACCCAUAUACACAGUCAUGCCUCACCCUCUCUAACACACACACACACACACACACACACACACACACACACACACACACACACACACACGAACACACAGUAAUUUGCCAAACGUCUCUCCUCGCAGACAGACUCACACUGCGGCGGAGGACAGACCUGCGGAGGGAUGAGAUUCUGUGAUCGAACUGUUCAUUCUCUAUAGCUUUUGUACAAUAACGAUUAAAAAAAAAAAGAACAAAUUGAAAAAAUUGAAUUUUUAUUUUAUAAGUCAAUCAAGCCGCUGGGGUCAGCUCUAUAGGAGUUAUAGAGUCAACAUGGCUUUAAGGCAUCUGAUCGUCUGUUUGCCAAACUCAUUUUGUAAAUAAUGAAACAACAAAGACAUCCAUCCUGUCCAGCGGACGUCUGCGCCAUAAAAUAGGAAGCUUCAGUUAUGCAAACUCGACGUUAACCCAAGCAAUACACACAUUUGUUUUUCUUCUGCACCUUGUUUUGUUUUCUCUGAUGAUGUUUUGUUCUCUGCAUGGAUGUUGAAG